AUGUCUGAUAGCUUUGCUGAAAACAACAAAGGAAACACCGCUCCUCAGUUUUUUAGAAAUUUUUUCAAAGAAAAAACACAAAAUAGAGAUCAGAUAUUAGUUUUUACUGACGCAUCCAAAACCGAAAACAGUAUUGCAUUCGCAAUAAUAAUCAAUGGUUCAGAAUACAAAUUUAGAUUACCUACCCUAAACAGCAUAUUCACCGCAGAAGCCUUAUCGAUCCAAAAAGCAAUCCAUAUAAUCAAGGAAAUGCCCAACAAUACCUUCAACAUACUAACCGACUCUCUGAGUACACUAUUAAGUAUCCAAAACACCCAAAAAAAUAACGAAAUCACCAAUAAUAUUAUUAAUCUUCUCAACAAUACUAACAAACUUAUAACACUAACAUGGAUUCCUAGCCAUACCGGAAUUGAAGGAAACGAAAGAGUAGAUAUGAUGGAAAAACAAGCAAUCAGUAACCAAACCAUCGAAAUAUUGAACUUGCUUUCUAAAAAUGAUUUUAAAAGAGAAGCUAAAAAUAUCAUAUCAAACUUAUGGCGUAAGGAAUGGCAUUUACUGAGAGACAACAAAUUAAGAGAAAUUAAACCCACCACCGAUAGAUGGAUUAACCCAUCAAACAUAACUAGACAACAAGAAAUAAUUCUAACCCACUUAAGGAUCGGACACUCCUGGCAUACCCACAAACACCUCAUGGACAAAACAGACCCAGAACCAUGCAUCACCUGCGGAUCCAAUAUCUCCAUCAAACAUCUCCUCUUAGAAUGCCGCCAAUUUAAUGAAGAAAGAACUAAACACAACAUGCCAAGUAGCAUCGCAGAAUGUCUCAACAAUGAACCUCAAAAUAUCAACAGUGUGCCAAGUGGCGGAUUUAAUGGUCGUUUAGUCUGCAAAUGCCAGCGGGGCACCCUCCUAAAUUGUGCACUGAGGCCCAUCUAA
Messenger RNA from Acyrthosiphon pisum (pea aphid), 936 nucleotides. RefSeq lists its product as uncharacterized. The record is from RefSeq and is a predicted model, not a curated record. The coding region runs from base 1 to 936 and encodes 311 amino acids. Gene Ontology annotation, molecular function: RNA-DNA hybrid ribonuclease activity; nucleic acid binding. Lineage: Eukaryota; Metazoa; Arthropoda; Insecta; Hemiptera; Aphididae. The transcript is spliced from 3 exons.